Messenger RNA from Pantherophis guttatus, 3446 nucleotides. Lineage: Eukaryota; Metazoa; Chordata; Lepidosauria; Squamata; Colubridae. The record is from RefSeq and is a predicted model, not a curated record.
AGGGCAAAUAAGAUGGCGGCAACAGUCUUGAUCGAGGGGAGACCCUGCAGAAUGGAGGUGGACUUGGGAUCCAGCCUAUCAAUGGUAUCCUGGACAACAAUCAAGAAGCUCCUGCCACACAUCACAGCCCGCGACCUCAAACGACAGCACCUCACCCUCAUCGACUACCAAGGGAACCGAAUUCCUGUGGUAGGCAUUGGCAAGUUCAACGUAGCCUACAAGACAUUCAAAGCCACGCUACCCCUCACGAUUGUGGACAGAGACCGGCCCAGCCUGCUGGGCAUGGAGUGGUUCGAGCCAUUGGGGCUAGCCAUCACCGGCGUCGAUCACAUCGGAAACGACACCUGGGAGGAGGACCUGAUGAGGGAGUUCGCAGAGGUCUUUAACAACGAGCUAGGCAAGUACAAAGGGUCCCCAAUCUCAUUCAAUUUAGACCCCCAGGUAGCCCCAAUCCGAAUCAAACCCCGGAGAGUCCCUUUUGCGCUACGGCCAAAAAUAGACGAACAAUUAGAUAAACUGGUCGCGCAGGGAGUGUUAGAGCCAAUAGACCAUGUGAGAUGGGAAACCCCCAUCGUGACACCGAUUAAACCGGACGGGUCAGUACGCUUGUGCGGAGACUAUAAAAGUACAUUAAAUAAGGCGCUCCAACAAAGCGCAUACCCUGUACCAGUAGUCCAACACCUCUUGCAUUCCUUGGGGAGGGGAAGAAUCUUCGCAAAAUUGGAUUUAGCACAAGCAUACCAGCAGCUGCCCGUAGAUGAAGCCACCGCAGAAGCACAAACCAUCGUUACACACAGGGGUGCAUUCAAAUGUAAGAGACUGCAAUUUGGGGUGAGCGUAGCGCCCAGGCUUUUCCAAAGCCUGAUGGAACGACUCCUACAGGGAAUCGAGGGAGUCAUCCCAUAUUUCAACGAUGUAUUAAUAUCAGCAAGGGACACGACUCAAUUGAAGCAGCGGCUGAGGGAGGUGCUGACAAGGUUCCAGAAAGUGGGACUCAAAGUUAAAAGGGACAAGUGCCAACUAGCAGAGACUCAGGUCGAGUUCCUGGGAUACUUGAUAGAUGAGUCGGGAAUUAGACCCACCCCCAGGAAGCUGAGAGCGAUCAAGGAAGCACCCCCCCAAAAAAAUAAAACCGAACUGCAGGCAUUUUUGGGGUUGCUUAACUUUUAUAAUAUCUUCCUACCGCAGAAAGCUACCACUGCUGAACCACUCCACCGGCUACUGGACAGGAAGGCAGAAUGGAAAUGGGGGGAGCGAGAGAGGAAAGCGUUUGAAGACAUAAAGAACCUUUUAACGUCAGACAGAGUUUUAGUGCAAUACAGCGGGACAUUACCCAUAAGACUAACUUGCGAUGCAUCCCCCUUCGGCAUCGGAGCUGUAUUGAGCCACAAGAUGCCUAAUGGAACAGAGGCCCCCAUUGCAUUUUUCUCCCGGACUUUGUCAAAACCCGAACGGAACUAUAGCCAAUUGGACAAAGAGGCGUUAGCCGCAGUAGCCGGAAUAAAAAGGUUCCAUGAGUAUCUCUACGGUCGGAGUUUUGAACUAAUAACUGACCACAAGCCAUUGUUAGGCAUCAUAGCAGGGGACAAACCAACACCCCCCGUUUUGUCGCCCAGAAUGCUAAGAUGGGUGGAGUUUCUGGCGGCCUACAACUACACACUGCUCCACCACCCGGGAAAAUCAAUCGACCAUGCAGACGCCCUCAGCAGGUGCCCACUUCCAGAAACGGGGGAGGAUCCAGCGCCAGCGAUGACCACCCUGCUAAUCGAGACGAUGGAGGAAGCCCGAAUUUCUGCAGCCGACAUCGCGAGGGCCACCUCAAAGGACAAAAUACUGGCGCGGAUUUUAAAUUGGAUCUGGAAGGGGUGGCCGGAGGAAAAAGACAUAAGCACAGAGUUCCUGCCAUACAAACGGAGGCAAAAUGAACUGUCAGGACUAAGGGGGUGCGUGUUGUGGGGGGAUAGAGUCAUUGUUCCAAACACACUAAGACAACAGACACUCAGAUUACUCCACGACGGGCACCCGGGGAUUGUGAGGAUGAAAGCCCUGGCCAGAAGCUACGUGUGGUGGCCCGGGAUGGACAAGGAAAUCGAGACGUGGGUGUCCUCCUGCGCAAACUGCCAAGAGUCGAGGGCGGCACCAAACUCAGCCCCCGUCCACGACUGGGAAAACCCGGGAACACCAUGGGCCAGAUUGCACAUCGACUUCGCAGGGCCGUGCAAAGGGAAUACGUUCCUAGUCAUCGUGGACGCAUAUUCAAAGUGGCUCGAAGUAGUGCUCAUGUCGACGACCACAGCAGACGCAGUGAUUAAAGUAUUGAGACGCCUAUUCGCCACACAUGGGAUUCCCGACCUCAUAGUCUCCGACAACGGGCCGCCGUUCACAUCAAACACCUUCGAGAUGUUCCUCGCUGACCAAGGAAUAAGGCACGCCUUAUCGGCCCCCAAAAAACCUUCGACGAACGGUUUGGCGGAACGGAUGGUGAGAUCUACAAAGGAGACGCUUAUGAGAUUAGGCCCAGGGGACAUUCAGGCCAAAUUAGAUAAACUAUUAGCCAUCCAGCACAUUACACCAAGCGCCACGACCCACCGAAGCCCAGCAGAAUUAUUAAUGGGCCGUAAACUGAGAUCCCCUCUGGACAGACUGCACCCGCAGUACAGCACAGAGAAGCCAACCGACUCCACGAGCAGAAUCCGAGAGUUCCAGCCAGGGGACAGAGUCUACGCAAAAAACCUGAGCGGAAACCCACUCUGGGUACCAGCAACAAUAACCCAGGUGACGGGGCCCCUGUCCUACCGGGUCCAGACAACAGACGGCCAGCACUGGAAAAGGCACAUCGACCAGCUCAGGGGAAGAUUAACGAGAGUCGAGAGGGAAACCCAGCACAACAACCAGGGGGAAGGAAAAGACACGCAAGCGGUACCAGAGCGGGCCAAUACACAAACACCAUUUCUGGACACGCCUAACACCAGCCCGGAAGAAGAUAACAGCGAGCACGUACCUGAGUCCACGGAGGAGGCGACAGGCGCCGAAAGGAGCCGGCGGGGACAGCCAAGUAAAGUGGGAGAAGGAGGCGAAUCCACGCCGGAGACUGAGUUCGAGAGAGUUCCAGAGCCCACACAGAGGGAGCAGCGGACCUCAACCUCUCAACCCGAAGACACCGGAACGACUGAACUGCGCAGGUCCGGUCGAACCUCCAAGCGACCCGCCUACUUACGCGACUACGUAGCAUAGAGACCCCGGACGGGCGGACACUGAACUAGGGGGGAGGAGUGUUAGAUAUCAAGUACAGUUCAAAUGAGCCAAUCAGGAAUUAGUCCUGAGAGCGGGAAAUUAGAAGGCACGUCAGUGGUUGCAGCCGGGGACAGCCCCUUCCUAUAUAAAGGGUUGCCCGGGGUUUGAAUUGCCAUUGCUGUUUCUGGAGUUAAAUAAAAGAGUUACAGUUA